Zea mays is the source of this 3768-nucleotide messenger RNA. RefSeq names its product pentatricopeptide repeat-containing protein At2g26790, mitochondrial. Gene Ontology annotation, molecular function: protein binding; mRNA binding. NCBI's taxonomy places the organism in Eukaryota, Viridiplantae, Streptophyta, Magnoliopsida, Poales, Poaceae. The record is from RefSeq and is a predicted model, not a curated record. The transcript has 4 exons. Bases 407 to 2881 code for a protein of 824 amino acids.
UUGACUGAGCUGCCCCGUAGGAGCCCCAUUCCCGUUCUUCUUCCAAAACAGUCCAGGUCCCACACCGGAGGUACGCUAGGGUUCCACCUGAGCUCUUCCUUCUUCCCCUUCUGCUCGUCUCCCCAUUUGAUUCCUCGCCGCCUGUGGCUUCUUCCCCGUUGUCAUGGAGUCGGGCAAAGGUCCUGUGGUCGCGGACGAUUAAGCGAUUUGCUCGCUGCAGCCAGGCGUGCAAGGGUCGUUGCUCGCAAAGCCGCCUUCGUUGCUAGUGCGACGGCUUUGGAGAUGAUUGUUCAAGCUGAGAAGGCGAACACCGAGGCUGCCAAGAAAGCUCCUAGACCUCUGCGUCGUGAUGCAUAUUUCUUAUAUCAGUGAUGGCUAAUGGGUCGUAGGAGGAGCAGAAAUAUUUAUGUCUCCAAUGAUCCUGUGGCGGUGGACCAAAUGUACUGCUGAAUGCUUCAGGCGCAGGAAGCCUUUUCACUGUGAAGUUGCUUGCCCCUACUCUAAGAUCGCCGCUUCUGUUCAGUGUGAUGACUCAAGUGGUGAUGAAAAGCUGAACUUUGCUCCUGAUAAUGAGCCUAUCCAGAAAUGGCACCGGUCUUUGAGCUCUGACAGUGUUGUGCAGACACUCCGCUGUUUAAGGAGGAAACCUGCAGUUGCAUUCACCUACUUUAAAGAUACACAUAGCCUUGGUUUUCACCAUGACUUCUCAACCUACUCAGAGAUCAUACAAAUUUUGUCCCAUUCAUUCCAGGGGAAGAUGCUGGUAUCCUUGUUUCGUGAGAUUCUCUUGGGAACUGGUAGUGGUGGCCCUGAAAUCUUACCGCUCAUUGAUCACUUGAGAAAAACAUGUGCCACUUCUCACGUACUCUCGUAUGCAGUCAAUUGCUUAAUCAAGGCAUACACCACCUGCCACGAUGCACAAGAAACAGUAGAGAUGUUUUGUUGCCUUUGCAGGCUUGGAUUUGUUCCAACACUUUGGGCUCGCAACUUUCUGCUCAAAUUUGUAUCUCAGAGCAGUGGUGAUUCACAUAUGGUUGUCGCAGCUUAUGAUCGAAUGAAGUGCUUUCAGUUGACACUGGAUGCUCAAUCAUUGAACAUAGUCACUAGAUCACUUUUUCAAGCAAACAAGGCAGACGAAGCAUUCCAAAUGUGGGUCGGGAUGAUUGAAAUGGGAGUGAAAUUAGAUGUACAUGGAUUCUCAUCAUUUAUAAUUGGCCUUUGUGAUUGUGGAAAGUUUGAUCUAGCUUAUAACAUGGUAAGAAGAUAUGCUGUUCUACAAGAGAUAUCCCAAGAGAGGGUUCCAAUUGAAGCCAUGGCUUAUAAUAUGGUAAUCGAUGGACUAUGCAAAGAAAUGAAACUGAAGGAGGCUGAAAAGGUCUUGGAGAUCAAGACCAGACAUGGAUCUGCCCCUGAUCUAUAUAGCUAUAGCUAUCUCAUUCAUAGUCAUUGCAAAAUGGGUAACCUAGAGAAGGCAUGGUAUCAUGUUGAAGACAUGGUAUCCCAUGGCAUUGAGAUAAAUUGUUACAUUGUUGCUUACCUUCUACAGUGCCUCAGGAAGUUAGGCAUGGUAUCUGAAGUAAUUGUGCACUUCCAGAAAUUUAGAGAUUUAGGGGUCCAUCUUGAUGGCGUGCUUUAUAACAUUGCUAUGGAUGCUUAUUGCAAGCUUGGGAACAUGAAUGAGGCAGUUAAGCUACUGAAUGAAAUGAUGGCUGGAAGUUUGGUACCAGACAAAAUCCACUAUACAUGCCUGAUCAAUGGUUAUUGUCUGAAAGGAGAAACAGAAAAUGCCUGGCAAGUAUUUGAGGAGAUGCUGAAGGCAAAUAUAAAACCAGAUGUAGUUACAUAUAACAUAUUGGCCAGUGGAUAUAGCAGGAAUGGCCUUGUUAUGAAGGUAUUUGACAUUCUAGAGCACAUGAUGGAUCAAGGGCUCGAACCUAAUUCACUCACCUAUGGUAUAGCUAUUGCUGGUUUUUGUAGAGGAGGCAACUUGAGCGAAGCAGAGGUGCUGUUUAAUAUAGUAGAAGAAAGAGGGAUAGAUAAUAUCAAUGUGCUGUACGGUUCUAUGGUUUGUGGUUAUUUGCACUCAGGCUGGACUGACCAUGCUUACAUGCUUUUUCUUAGAGUUGCUAAACAAGGAAAUAUGGUGGAUCGUUUGUCAUGUUCAAAAUUGAUAAACGGACUCUGUAGGGAUGAAAAGGUUGGAGAGGCUUCAACUGUAUGUAAAAUGAUGCUUGAAAAGAAUGUUGUCCCUGAUGUAAUUUCAUAUAGCAAACUUAUAUCAGCUUAUUGUCAGACAAGAGAUAUGCACAAUGCUCGCUUAUGGUUCCAUGAUAUGGUUGAACGAGGACUUUCUGAUGUUAUUGUAUACACUGUACUGAUGAAUGGUUAUUGCAAGGUUGGUCGGUUGCAAGAAGCAUGUGAAUUAUUUGUCCAAAUGAUAAAUUUAGGAAUCAAGCCUGAUGUAGUUGCAUACACAGUGCUAUUGGAUGGCCACCUAAAGGAGACCCUACAACAAGGGUGGCAGGGCAUCGCUAAGGAAAGGAGGACCUUUUUUCUUAGGACAAAGCAUAAGGUGUUGCUGAACUCUAUGAAAGAUAUGGAAAUCGAACCUGAUGUAACCUGUUACACAGUAUUGAUUGAUGGACGGUGCAAAGCAGAAUAUCUAGAGGAAGCACGAGGAUUGUUUGAUGAGAUGUUAGCAAAAGGACUUAUCCCUGAUGUUCACACAUACACAGCUCUUAUAAAUGGAUACUGUAGCCAGGGAGAAAUAGCUAAGGCUGAAGAUCUUUUCCAAGAAAUGAUAGCUAAGGGAAUGAAGCCAGAUGUACUGAGCUUUUCAGUAUUACAUAAGAGAACCUUGAGACAUGAAAAGGCUCAUUAAUAUUUAUGUGUACUAAUGGUUAUGUUGAUGAAUGUCAGUUUGACUGAAGGUGAAGGGGCGUCCUGCCAACAAAAGGGAAGGCGAACACCUGGAUUGAAAGACUGCUCUCUCAGUUCAGCAUUGGGUCGUCAAGGAGAACAAAAUGAUGGUACCUUCAGCGUGAGGAUCGAUGACUGUCAAUGGAGCUGUGCAAACACAAUCGUGGCAAAGCUGGCUGUGGCACUGGCGCCUAUGCCAUUUAUGAGGGUUUUGCUUGACCGUUUUGUGGCUGCAACUAGUGGUGUGUUCCCAGACAACCAAGAGCUACAAGACAGAGGUAAGCUCUCGGGUUCCGUCCUGGGGCAAUGGGGAGCUGUUGAUGAUCCUGAGUCCAUGCUGCACCACAUCCAUUGGGCAGUAAUGAGGUGAUUCCAAUCGUUAAGAGUCAAGCAUAAUGUUGUGUGAUAGAUCUAUUUGCGGUGUUUGACAUCGAGGCUGGGGAAGUUGGAAAAUGGACACAGAUCGCAGAGCUCGGUUAAACAAUCUCCAUGUCUGCAUUAUACUGAUGACUGGAAUGAGGGUGUGUCCAAGGAGGAGCUGGACUCUGAGAUCCCACCUGGCGAGGAGUCGAUAUACGGAUACAUAAUGGGAAUGGCAGAUACAUGUAGUCUGUAGAAUCCAUCAGGAUUUCCCCUUGAUAGGUCUCAGGUUUCACUCUAAUAUUGUGCAUUGUCCCUCAAGAUGUUAAUACAGCAAUUUCUUGUUUAGUGCUCAUAACAUUACUCCAGUCUCCAGGCGUAGUGCUUGGUGUAGAGACAUAAAACAGAUAAUGCAGCACCAGUUUGUGGCUUCAAAUUCCGAAACAACAGCUUUGUGGAAGACAGAAAAGAACACUAGUUUUUGGCGAA